AUGAAUUGUAUCCUAUUAACUUUGCUGAUGGUGACUGGUGUUGUUUCAUAUGUUAGUGAAGACAUGGAAGGGUUCAAUCCUCUUCUCCACUUAUUUUACCUGAGCUCCAGUUAUCAGUCCUGUGUGGGAACUUUGAUUGCCCCUCAGUGGGUGUUGACAGCAGCACACUGCUUUUUACCAGAUCUUCAGAUCAUCUUUUAUGGCAGCUUCACGAAUCUUCGAGACUUUACUGGGGAGAUCCUACCUUAUGAGAGGAUCUUCAUCCACCCAAACUUCACUGCUACCUCUCCUAAAGAUGACCUCAUGUUGAUAAAGCUGGCUAUACCUUUUACCUUCUUCUCCACAAGGCAUUUACAGUGGCCUACUUUCAAGAAUGCAGUUAAAGAUUGCUUGAUUCACACUUGGUUAGAGAAUAAAUACUUUAUUGGAAAUUCAAACAAUAAUCUUCAAAGCAUCACAAUUCAGAUGAGCUCUAAUAUAAACUGCAAAAAAUUAUUGGGUGAAAAACUCCUAGAAGACAUGUUUUGUAUAGGACCCACACUAGGAAGUCAAGAACCCUGCCAGGUGGUCACAGCUGCACCAGCCUUAUGUGGCCGUGAAUUACAAGGAAUUUUGUCUUGGGAAACUGGAUGUGUUCUAACAGGAUACACUGUUGUCUUCACUGACCUACACAGCUACGUUCCGUGGAUCAAGAACAUUAUGUCUACAAAAUAAGCUGAUAUAGAGCUCCAUUGACACACUUACCUCCCAGCUGAUCCACAGCAAUCAUGCUAUAUAUCUCAGUCCCAGUCUUUCAUAGGAUCUAGAUCUGACUGGAGUUUCAAAAGAGAUCGUUGAUGACUCCUGAGUGUUGGCAUGGCUCUAGUCUCUUUAACUGCUUCUUUGCUUAUUCCUAACUCAUGACUGAAUGUUUAAAAUAUUGAAAACAUGAGUGCUAGUCUCAAGAAUUGGAAUUCACUCAGGAAUCUUUGUUGGAUUCUACAAAACUCAAAUAUUUCUGUUAAAAUACUCUCUGCCUUAUCUUAAAAACACACAAAAAAAAACAAGUGGAACCGAGGGAAAAUAACUACCAGGGGUCUAUUUGGGCAAAGUGUAAAUCAUAUAGCUGAGCGAUAAUUUACCAAAAGUUGGUCAGAUGAUUAGCAAUUUUUCUAAUGACCAGAUGUCUCUUGGGUAAGUGUGUGUGUGUAUGUUUGUAUAUAUAUAUUGGUGGUUGUAGUUAGUUCC
Molecule: messenger RNA, 1227 nt
Organism: Nyctereutes procyonoides (raccoon dog)
Lineage: Eukaryota; Metazoa; Chordata; Mammalia; Carnivora; Canidae
Product: putative inactive serine protease 58
Exons: 5
Coding region: 1-714 (237 amino acids)
Biological process (GO): proteolysis
Molecular function (GO): serine-type endopeptidase activity
Source: RefSeq, a predicted model, not a curated record